AUGUGGGCUUCAUGGAGACCAGACGUCGAUCGCCUCACACGAUAUUCCAAGUUAAACAGCAGAUGGACGUCGACUGUCCUCGAUCUGUUGGCCUUGGAAGGGCCUGAUCUGGUUACUGGCGCCGAAAGGACAUUACGCCAUGGGUUGGUAGCGGACUAUAGCGAGCAACGCAGAUGGAUACACUAUCGUGGUCUGGUAAUCGAAGUUCCUGAGCUUACAAGAGUAUGCUUGGCCGCCGUGUUAGGAAGACUCUUGCGAGGCUUGGAUUCAGUUUCUACGUCAAUAUCCUAUGGUGAAAGCCUAUUCAACCUCUUCCGAUCUUUGACGACAGGACGAGCGAUCACCAAGAGCGAGCUAGAUCUUUUGGAUGCGUCCCUGGAAAUUGGCCAUAAAUCCAAAGACGAUUACUUUGCCGCUGUUCGUAGAAUAUGGUCUGAGAAGGAGCACAUUUGUGGAAUGCAUAUCAGCCCCCUUCAACGGCUUCUUGUUAUUCUCGAGGAACCUAAAGCGACAACUCUCCGCGAACUUUUCCUCCACGAUUGGUUCCUUCACGGCUUUGAGGAAUGCUUCCGCGAAUGCCAACUUGUCAUACGAGAGCAGGUCACCACCCCUGCUUGGCUACGUCUACUACUCGAGCUACAUGGAUUUUGUACUGCCGUUAAAGCAUCCACACACGUAUUUCCACAGCUGAGGCUUGAGUUCCAGACCAAGAUGCGAGAUUGGCCAAGUGACAAACGAAUGACUUCGAUCAAGGAGAUCUAUAUCGCAGCUCAGAAUUUGUGUUUAGAUGAAGUGCAGACAAGGAAUGCAUUCGUUUGGAUUGACCCUGACAUCACCACUGGGUCCAUCUUAUCAAGAUCCUAUUCAGAAGACAUCAAGGCGCGACACUCGAUAGAAGUAAUCAUCGAGAAACACUGUCUCGACCACCUACUGAAUAUGGACGCGACUUGCAAUAUUGUUGACGGAGCGUUGCGCGAUAUUUUGGAGGUCUGGGAGAACACUGUGGAAGGAGUGAAUGACAGUGACCGGCGCAUGCUCGCAAUCCUUGUUUCGAGAGAUAUAAGUCACUCUGUAGUACAUCGCUGCGAGUGCAUUUUUGAGCUUGCCGUAGAUCUCGGUCUAGGUCAACAAUCUACGUUUGUUGGGGACAUGUUACGUAUCGUUAAAGUGGCGGAGAAUGAUUCGCGGCAAGCCAUCAUUGCCUUGACGAACAUUCUGGCCAUCCGAAAAGGAUGCACGCAGUGUUGGAGAUCUCUCUUGUACAGAUGGCUGGAUCAAGACGAUAAGCUCGAAGCAAGGAACGGAACUGCCCUCGUUGAUUACUUGGCCCAAACGAUGGACACUAAAACUUGGCUCUCGUUCAUGCAAUCGCUCGAGACACUCUUCAAGGAUCUAGUCUUCUACGACACCGAAGAGCAUACAUUACCAUCUUUAUUGGACCCUCAGCUUCUUUCCUGGGUAUCGAAGGUGAACAAGUUUAGUCGUACUCUGAUGAUUCUUGAAGACUUGGGUGGUGAUUCCAUCGCAGUACGCUCAAUUCUUUCCUCAAGCAAAGAAUCACAGAGAACAGAGAAUCUCGCUAUACUCUCAUGUCUCCAAAGAGCUGAAGGUAGUCUAUCCGAGGCGAUCAUGCAGAGGAUCGUUAUAUGGUUAUCCGGCAAGAGGUCGGACGUGCACGAAGUCAAAGAAUGCUUGCACAAACUACUUGGCGCGGCUGACGACACCAUACUAGCUUGUCAAGAAAUUUUCGAUGCGAAAUUUGGCUUCUUAGAUAUACCCGGCCUUCCUACCCACGAACAAGCCGGUCUCAAUAGGAUUGUUGGGAGAGACUAUCACGUCUUUCCUAGAAGAAGAUACGACAUUCCAUUAGCAGUGGCUGAGGUCAUGGUCGCUGGCUGGAUCCAAGACGACGGCGUGAAACCGGAGAUGAAGACUAUCAUUGACUGCUUCGCUCGGUUGCUCAAUUUGGAGGUAUACAGUAAUGCAAUACCUGAAACGGAGCUUCUCAAAGCAACAGCAUUCUGGGAGGGCAUUGAAGCAGAAAUUAUGCGAGAAGCCGAUCGCCUCGAGGGUCUGAAGCGAGCACUCAAGAUGAAAGACCCUGUGGGUACCGCCCUAUUACUUGAGGAGUAUGACGUGCCUGACACUAGCUUCCUUGAAGAGGAAAUACUGGAACUGCCUGCUGGUAUUGUUGAUCUAGUCGAGCUGAUAGACGAUGACGAGGUCGAGAUGGGCUUCUCGCUCGCUUCGUACACUGAGCUACAACGAAGCGCCAUGGGCGUACCAAGCGCAGCAAAUAACUUACUCGUACGGUUGUAUCUCAACCGUUAUGGGAACACGCCGCCAAGAUUCUGUACACAUUACGACAGCGACGCUGAUCUUGAGACUAUGCAACAUAUCCCAUGGAUUUGCUAUGAGUCGUCUAUAGUGCCACACGAGCAUGUAUGCUUUUCACCGCAAAGUGUCUUCAUAUGGCAGCUUAACAGACUCAUUCUGAAGCACAUUAUCAGCCGGGAUGUAACGAUAGCAGGGUUUUAUUCCACCGUUUCAUGUACCAUCAGAGAAAUGGGCCGCGUGUGUGUCUGCUGUGGAGCAGACCAAAAAGCGAAGAAGGCGCAAUUACGAAGGUCGACGCCUUGCAGUCUUGUCGCAUGUGCGCAGCUAUGGUAUUCCCUCCCACUAGAGAUCCGCAUACCAGAAAUUCGGACGGACAUCUUCACCGUCGACAUGCUCUUAUCCUCUGUGUACAACGCAGCUUGUACCGGCUCCCUAAAAUUCCUCCCAGACUGCCCUAUACGUACAGCCAGCUCCAUCAAAGCAAUCCUCAACUCUCUCCCAAAGCUCUCUGUGAUCCGUGACGCAGUCCACAUCUCCAGAGUCCUUGAAAAGUACCAUGCCGACGCUGAAAAGCUCAUUUCAUGGGCCUGUACGCAGUUUCGAGGCUAUAUAGCUACAGCGAGUGGGUUGUGUAAGAUUAAAAACUUACCAAUAGGUACCCAUCAAUUUGUGCUCGCGAAUGCGAGUCCAAAGCUCGAAACAGCAUACCUGUCCCGCCUACCGAAACCCUCUUCGGAAACUACAGUACUCUUUCAUGGCACAUCACUCGACCGCCUCCCGGCAAUCCUUACCCAAGGCCUCGUCGUUUGCUCUGGCACAUCUUUGGAACGCACCGGCGCCGUAUACGGAAAAGGCAUCUACUUGGCGGAAGACCCUGCGACUUCGUUCAGUUACUCGACUAUCAACUCGAGCUGGCGUAACAGUGCGCUUUCCAAUAUGCGACUUAUGCUUGGAUGCGAGGUCGUUGGUAAGGGGAGGAGCGUGAGUCGUGGGAUUCAUGCAUUGGAAGAUGGACGUGAUGUUAUGGUGAGGUAUGUUUUCCUGUUUCCGCAUAAUUCCGUAGCACCUGUGGCGAAUCACAUUGUUACUGCUAUGGGGAGUGCAAUGGCGGCAUUGAGGACGGGCGUUGUAUAG
Alternaria alternata is the source of this 3471-nucleotide messenger RNA. RefSeq lists its product as hypothetical. Lineage: Eukaryota; Fungi; Ascomycota; Dothideomycetes; Pleosporales; Pleosporaceae. The transcript is spliced from 3 exons. Gene Ontology annotation, molecular function: NAD+ poly-ADP-ribosyltransferase activity. The record is from RefSeq and is a predicted model, not a curated record. The coding region runs from base 1 to 3471 and encodes 1156 amino acids.